Messenger RNA from Oncorhynchus kisutch (coho salmon), 1089 nucleotides. Its product is annotated as CD276 antigen. The transcript is spliced from 6 exons. The record is from RefSeq and is a predicted model, not a curated record. Gene Ontology annotation, biological process: negative regulation of T cell proliferation; positive regulation of T cell proliferation; T cell costimulation. Bases 232 to 1089 code for a protein of 285 amino acids. Gene Ontology annotation, cellular component: external side of plasma membrane. NCBI's taxonomy places the organism in Eukaryota, Metazoa, Chordata, Actinopteri, Salmoniformes, Salmonidae.
UUUAGACCACUGCGCCACCCGGGAGGCCCCGGGGAGGGAGCUUUUGAGAUCAGGAGGGAAGGAGGGGAGGGAGAUGUUUGAGAUGAGGAGGGGAGGGAGCUGUGAUUUGCUUGUGAGCAGUGAACAUAUGGCUGACAAGCAUUUCUCAUAGGACAUCACAGACAGGACAUGGGGUCAAACAUGCCUAUUAUCAAGAGGAGGGAGAGACAUGUCUGAAUCCUGCAGAGUCCAAUGGCCAUCCUGAUAUUAAUCAGUAUUUUGUUGUUGCCUGCACCAGCUGCAUCUGAGAAUGAAGUCACUGGGAUUAUAGGAGAGUCUGUUCUCCUGUCCUGUGACCUGAAAUCAUCCACGGCCAUCGACACAGCAAGACUCCGGUUCCAUUGGCAAGACGAGUCCGAAAGAGUGUUGUACUCGUUCGACAAAGGAGAAGAGAAUCAACAUCAGGAUAGCCUUUACACAAACAGAACUAAAGCCUUUCGGUCUGAGAUGAGUUCUGGGAAUAUGUCUAUCAAACUCAGCCAAGUAACACUUGAAGACAAGCAGAACGUCUACAGGGCUUUCGCUACAUUGUUUGGCGAGAAUGAUAAGCAUAACCACCCGUGUCGCACUACCCUACUUGUGGCAGCACGGUUCCCGACACCCAGUGUGACUGUGAACAAGACAAAUAUGAAUGCCACGUGUUCAACCCAGAGGGGAUACCCACAACCAAUGGUCACAUGGACCAUCCAGGACCGUGGGAACCGCACUCUGGACCCGUGGGAAGUACAGACCAAUAUUACUCUGGAUUCUGAAAGUGGACUGUACAACGUCUGGAGUCAAGUGAAUAUAACAGAAAAUCAGACGGUGACCUGCCAUAUCUUCAACCCCGUUCUGAGAGAGACUGUGAGCAACACAACCAUCGUCAGCCCCAGCAUUAACACAGACCCUGCAGGUGAUGUUCAGAAAGGCUUUACUCCCAUCAAUAUUACUCCCAUCAUUAUCACAAUAGUGGUCAUUCUAGUAUUGAUUCUGUUUUCCAUCGGGGGUUAUUUUGUGGACAAAAAACAGGACCUGAGCCCUUGGACCAUGCCUGAGGACUACCUGACAUGA